Molecule: messenger RNA, 1041 nt
Organism: Plasmodium gallinaceum
Lineage: Eukaryota; Apicomplexa; Aconoidasida; Haemosporida; Plasmodiidae
Gene: AHA1
Product: activator of Hsp90 ATPase, putative
Exons: 5
Coding region: 1-1041 (346 amino acids)
Biological process (GO): positive regulation of ATP-dependent activity; protein folding
Cellular component (GO): cytosol
Molecular function (GO): ATPase activator activity; protein-folding chaperone binding
Source: RefSeq, a predicted model, not a curated record
AUGGCGGGAUCUGUAUGGAAUAGAAAUAGCUGGCAUUGGGAAGAAAAAAAUUACAAUAAAUGGGGAGAAUCUUAUAUAAAAUCUAAAUUAAUUAAUUUAAAAAUUGAAAAGGAUAAUUUAACUAUUUAUUUUGAUAAUAUAGACAUUUCAGGAAAUACAUGUGUUUCUAUAAGAAAAGGAAAACAGAUUAGUUCUUUUGAAUAUAUUAUUAAAUUUCGUUGGUUAUCAUCGAUGAAAACAGAUAGUAAAGAACAUAGUGGGAAUAUAGAAAUACUUGAUUUUUCCAAUUGCUCAUUGGAAGAUAAUGAUUAUGAAAUAAAUAUAGAAAAGGACUCUGAUAAUGAAAAAUCAAGAAAAAUAUAUGAUAUAUUAAAGAAAGAAGGAAAACAAAAGAUUAAAGAUACUUUAAAAAAUUUUCCUGAAGAUCUUUUAAAGCAUGACAAAAAUGAAUCUAGCAAAGAAUUGAUGAUUAAACAAGCAGAAGAAGAAAAGUUGAAAAAUAUAGAAAUACUAAAUAGGGAUGAAAAGAAGAAUGAAAAUUUAAUAGAAAAUUUAAACAAAGAUAUAAAUUGUGAAAAAAAAGAAGGAUCUAUAUGGAAUAUUAAUAAUUAUCAUUGGGAAGAAAAAUGUUUAACAAAAUGGGCAAAAGAAGAAUUAAAAAAUACAUUAGAAAAUUCUUCUAUAGAAUUAAGUAACAAUAUUUUUUUACAAUUUUUUUAUUCAGAAGUAGAAGGUGAAGCAUCUUCUAGUUUAAGAAAAAAAAAAAAAAUUUUAAUUUAUGAUUUAAAAAUAAAUAGUGAAUGGAAAGCAUAUAAAAAAAAUAAAAAUAAUGAAAUUGAAAUUGAAACAAAAGGGCAUAUAAGUAUUAAUGAAAUAAUUUCUGAUUUUUCUUGUGAUGACGAAAACAAAUAUAAAUAUAGCUUUAUUUUUGAUAAUAAUACACCUGAACAUAAGAAUAUUAAUGAUGUUGUAAAAUCUGAAGGUCCUAAUGAAAUAAAUAAAAUAAUUGAUUUAUUUAUUUCAAAAAUGAAGGAAAAAUAA